AUGUGUGCCGCCACACAACCUCCUCAAUUCUAUUGCCGCUUCUUCCAUCGCAGGCCUUUCGGCACUACUCAACUUGAUGCAACUCUUUGCAAGCUCCGCAACUGCUCUGAGUUGCUCUCUGUUUCCCUCGUUUACAAGUUGUGCCACAACGAUCCGAAAGAUGUCAUUUUGUUCUACGGAAGAAACGAAAUGGGAUGUUAUGAUUCUUUGAUUUUCUGGUCUGUUAAAAGGCCAACGGCAUCUCCCCAGUUAGAAGCCCCAGCAAUACGAUUCCAAAGCUAUAAACAUUGCUCUUAUCUGUCAACUGGCCUGUACAGAUAUAUUCAGGGUCUAGAUUUAUACUACUCGGCUCUUUCAAUUCAUACUAAUACUCUUACAGUAGGCUCAGAUGCUAGCUACACCAAGCCAUUUCCAACAGAUUAUGUGACCAUAUCUCCCGGCCAAACCAUUGACCUCUGGUUAAAUGCGGACCAAAUUCCCAACAACUACUACAUUGUUGCUAAAGCCUAUAGUGCCGGGGCUGGGGUUCCCUACGACAACACAACCACCAUGGCCAUACUCCUAUACCAAGGAAAUUCUAAUUCAUCUCCUACUUCUUUGCCUAAUAUUCCUUCCCGUAACGACACCAACGCAUCGGUUCACUUUACCAGUAAACUCAAAAGCUUGGCUGAUAAAAACCACCUCAUUGACGUGCCGCACAAGAUAACAACUCAUUUGUUCUUUACACUCUCCGUCAACUUACUACCCUGCCCGAAUAAUUCAUGUGCUAGGCCACUUGGGAGACGUUUUGCCGCCAGUGUCAACAACAUUAGCUUUGUCAACCCCACAAUUGACAUACUGCAAGCUUACUAUUACCAUGUCAAUGGGGUAUUUGGAACUCGCUUUCCAAAUUACCCGUCCUUGCUGUUUAAUUUUACACCUCAGAACUUGCCGUUGUACUUAUUGUCGCCAAAGCGAGCGCCAGAGGUGAAAAUACUGGAGUACAACUCAAUGGUGGAGAUUGUGCUUCAGGGGACAAAUGUAGCGGCAGGAGAUGACCAUCUGAUGCAUCUCCAUGGAUAUAGUUUCUCCGUUGUGGGAUGGGGGUUUGGGAAUUUUGACAAGGACAAGGACCCUUUGAUGUAUAAUCUUGUCGAUCCUCCUCUUCAGAACACCACUUGUAAAUGGUUUGACUACCAUUAG
Malus domestica (apple) is the source of this 1182-nucleotide messenger RNA. RefSeq names its product laccase-14-like. Gene Ontology annotation, molecular function: copper ion binding; oxidoreductase activity. The record is from RefSeq and is a predicted model, not a curated record. Lineage: Eukaryota; Viridiplantae; Streptophyta; Magnoliopsida; Rosales; Rosaceae.